ACACAAACUCUCUCCAAGAAAACCACCAAAUAUGAAAGGUGUCAUCAUCUUCUUCCUGCUAUCAUACGCAUCCUCUCACUUACCUUGCGCCUCACCGGUCAGUUUCACUCGCCGUCACCUCUCACAAGCUCCUCUAACUGAUCCUUCCACUUCAACUCCUACAGGCUUGCCUUUCUUCCCAGCUGACGGCUUAACCUCCCCUUCUCCUCCUCCUCCACCUCUUCCUACUCUCCCUAUGCCUCCUCCGGCUCCUCUCCCACCUUCCUCCCCCACGUACGCCACUUUUCCGGCGAACAUCUCCGCACUCGUCCUCCCUCGCUCCCCAAAACCACACACCGCUUCAAAAACACUCCUCAUCCCGGUUAUCUCCGCCGUUCUUGCCGCCGCAAUAGCCAUCGGAGUAGCCUUGUUUCUCUACGGAAAAUGGCGAGGGCAGAACCGUAAUUUCAAAGACGAUCCAAAGAGCGUAGUAGCUUCAGACAUAACUACAUCAGAACAAGCUCCAUGUCCCCUUCCAAGAAACACUGAAGACAAACUCACAGUGUCUUCUUCAACCUCCAAUGUUCUCUACCUCGGAAACGUCUCCACUUCCGGUUUCGUCAAACCGGAGUCACCAGAGAUCUGCCCUCUCCCUCCAUUGUCUUCUCGUAGCUUCCAACAACAAAGCUCCGAAGAAGAAGAAGAGGAAGAAGACGAUGACUUCUACUCACCUCUAGCUUCUAUAGCUGGUAAAGAAUCAAGAAAACAGAGUAACAACAACAACAAUCCAUACAGUGAUAACUACUCUUCAACCUCUGAUUCUCCAACAACGUCACCGUCCGUUAACAACAAGAGACACCACCACGUGUCGUCUCUGAGAAUGUUCACUCUCUGGAACCAGAAUCUCGGUUUCCCACGAAUCUCCUCUGCUUCCACUUCACCUGAGAGAGGAGGAGGAGGAGGAGGAGACGCAUACGCACGUUCCUCCAUGUACUCAUCAGUCUCCACCACUCCUGAUCGUUUCUUCUUCCGCAAGGUUCUCGAAACCUCCUCCUCGCCGCCGAGGUGGAACGACUUUAGUCGAAGUGUCAAGUCUUUGUUCCUCUCUUCCGCUUCUCCCGCUAGAGAUGAUUACUGUAUCAACAUCUCUGAGUCUUCAAGAAAUUUGAAGUCAAAAACAGAGCUUGAUGAUACAAAACAGAGUGUUUCGGUUGCUGUUCCGGCUCCGGAGGAGCGGCCACAGCUUGUGAUGCCGGCGCCACCACCUAUUGUGCCGCCGUCACAGUCUUUUAUGGUUCAGAAGUCUGGAAAGAAGCUGUCUUGGGAUGCAGGAACAGAGAGGUUAAAGACAAAGAUGAAACCUUUGCCUUGGGAGAGAGUACGAGCAAGUUCUUCUUGUCGGAAGAACACGUGGGAGAGUGUAAAGUUUAACUCUUUGAAUGGUAAUCCGAAGCAGAGAAGUCUUAGCUGUGAUCUUCCGAUGUUUAAUCAAGAGAGUAGAGUUUUGGAUCCGAGAAAGUCUCAGAGUAUUGCUUUUCUACUAACUACACUUGAUCUCGCUACAAAAGAUGUUUGCCAUGCCCUUCGAGAUGGUCAAUAUGAAGCGCUUGGAGUUGAGCUUCUUGAGAGUUUAUCAAGAGUGGCACCGAGUGAGGAGGAAGAGAGGAAGUUGAAGAGCUAUAGUGAUGAUGAGGAUUCAGUGAUCAAACUUGUUCCAUCAGAGAGGUUUCUCAAGGAAUUGCUUAAUGUGCCUUUUGUGUUCAAAAGGGUUGAUGCGUUGCUCUUUGUUGCUACUUUUGAAUCCAAGAUUGAACAGUUAAAACAAUCAUUUGGCGUUAUACAGGCUGCUUGUGAGGAACUACGGAACAGCAGAAUGCUGUUGAAGCUUAUUGAAGUUGUCUUAGAGACAGGAAUGAAGAGCGUGAAUGCUCACAGCUUCAAACUUGAGGCGUUGUUAGAUGGUGGAACCAAUCUCUUGCAUUCUGUUGUACAUAACAUCAUAGAAUCAGAAGGUAUCAAAGUGUUGCAAGUUGUCAGAGAUCUCAGUUUAGCACUUGUAGAUGUCAAGAAAACUGCAGAAAUGGACUAUGGUGUUCUAAGAAGCGACGUGGCAGAGCUUUAUCAAGGAUUCCAGAGAGUUCAGGAGGUUCUGCUACUGAGUGAUGAAGAACAAGAAUGUGGGGAAUUCAAGGAGACAGUGACCAAGUUCUUGGAAACCGCUGUAAAGGAGACUAAAAAGAUUGAAACAGAAGAUGGUUCAACGCUCUUUGCAGUGAAAGAGAUCACAGAGAUAUUCCAUGGAGAUUCAACAAAGGAAGAAGCUCAGCUAUUGAAAGUAUUCGUGAUCGUGAGAGACUUUCUGUCAAUUUUAGAUAUAGCAUGCAAUGAAAUGGAGGUGAACUGA
Messenger RNA from Eruca vesicaria subsp. sativa (arugula), 2383 nucleotides. NCBI's taxonomy places the organism in Eukaryota, Viridiplantae, Streptophyta, Magnoliopsida, Brassicales, Brassicaceae. The record is from the annotation of a GenBank genome assembly.